Molecule: messenger RNA, 2801 nt
Organism: Copidosoma floridanum
Lineage: Eukaryota; Metazoa; Arthropoda; Insecta; Hymenoptera; Encyrtidae
Gene: Pop1
Product: POP1 ribonuclease P/MRP subunit
Biological process (GO): tRNA 5'-leader removal
Cellular component (GO): nucleolar ribonuclease P complex; ribonuclease MRP complex
Source: RefSeq, a predicted model, not a curated record
GCAAGCACGCAUGGGUGCGGUACUGCGGUGAAUUAUAACCUUUCCUAUAAAUAAGUAGAUUCAUUGUUUUAUUUGUAUAAAAAAAGUAUAAUUUAAAGUACCCUAAGGGUAAUUAACUACUACCCUCUCGCAAAAAAAUAUCAAUCGAAAUGUCAGACAAGCAACAAUUUGACGUGAAUCUCGGUGGUACUGAAAAGUUGCCGAAAGAAGCACACAUUAUGAAACUCGCCACUGCAAGAGCCAGUGAAAUGGCAGCAAUGACUUUCUCUUUGAAAAAUCCACAGCAGACAAAGAUGAUAUUUCAAAAGCUGCCUAUCCACAUGCGUCGUCGCGUCAUGUCCCACAAUGCCAAACGAAUGCCUAGAAAAUUGAGAAACUAUCACCUGAGUCAGAUGUCAAAGUCUGGCCUGCCACCCAAGACCAAAAGACCAUCCAGAAAAUAUCGCAGACGACCCAAAAAUUUGCUUUCCGAGUACAACCGGAGACAAAGAAACAAGCUCUGGCUUGAAACUCACAUCUGGCAUGCCAAGCGUUUCAAGAUGAUUGAAAAGUGGGGCUUCAAGCUGCCUAAUCAUUCGAAUGACAGAUGUUUUAGAGCAAAUUACAGAGCCGUCGCUAAACACUGUUUGAUCCAAGAUUUAUCCUACUAUACAUGCCUCGAGAUCAGAGGUCCUGUUGACAUUUUGAAGGAAAAAUUGAAGAGGCAUUGCAAUCAGAAUGAGCUGACGUUUGGGGCCAAAAUUUAUAUCAAUGGAGAAAGGGAGGGAACCCUAAUGUUUUAUAAAAAAGAUGGUUACCCCUGUAGUCCUAUUGGGUAUGUACAUUUUCUGUGGAGUCCCAAUGGUUUCAGUAAUAAAUUUAUUUGGCUUUGGGUGCAUCCAGCAUUUUACAGUGAAGUCUUGCAAGAGAUAAUCAAUCAUUUUAGCUUUGAAUUGGAGAAAAACAAAAAAAGUUCUGAUUUGGAGGGUGAUAGUAGUCAAGAGAAGAAAAAUUGUAGUUCAGAAUCCACAUCUCCAGAUUUAAAAAUAUUUUCUACUAUCAAAAUUCCAACUUAUAAUAGUGCAUGUGGGUGUCAAAUGUUGAUAUUGAGAAACUGCUUGAAUAGAUUUCGUCUCUGUGGGCCUUUGGCUUUGAGUAUCUUGACAGAUGCAUUUGAAUUACCAGAUAUCAAAAAGAAUUCAUUGAACGAAAAUAAAAUAUUUGUAGAUGAAGACGAGAAUUUCGAAGAGUGCCAUUACCCUGAAGAUGCUUGUGCUAUGGAUGUCGAUACUCAUCCAAAUUCCAAACAAUCAAUUGAUUUUUGGUACAGGACGUACUACCAAUCUCGGGAUAAUUUAGAAGCAUUUAAAGUUCAGAAAGAUGUAUAUAAUACAUUGAGAAACUUGAAAUCUUCCAAUCAACUACCUCCAAAUAUAGUUGUUGCUUUGACAGUUUUAGAUCCUAGAUUUUUUCUCCCUCUCAAGAGAACUAAAUCAUUACCAAGUUCACAACCUGCAGAUAAAAGUCCAAUGCCUCCAACAUUAGCCAAUAAUAGUCCACUUUGGGAUUCCAACAUAAGAUCUUACGUCACAAAGAAUUGCAUAUCAACAUCAGCAAUUAAUAAACUAAGGAGUCAGAGCUUGGUCCCUGGAGUUGAGAACGAUCAGCAUUUCAGUGAAAAUGUCAUGCAUAAAAUACCAAUACUUCUUAUUCAAAAACCAGGCGAUUAUUCACACAACAAUAGCAUUGGCUUUGGUUCUGGUGUUGAUGUUGUUUUACCUGCAGGGUGGUCUAUGCCAUUUUGGCUGUCUCUUAUCUUGAGGUGUGCCAAGGCUGGUGGAUUGAGAGAAUCCAAAGCUAUAGCCUAUGAAAACUCAAAUCUCAAUGUACCAGCUAUCAAUCAUCCAGAUACAGAUGCUUACCAGAUGGAAGCCAAAUUAGAAAAAAUGAAAUUAAUUGAAAAGUAUUUUAGACUUCCUCCCAAUAAACGUGUUAACUUUAUUAAAUUUGGCAUAACUAGUCCAUAUUUUUGUGAAUGGAAAUUACUGAUGAAAGAAUGGAAUGAUUCACCUGACUUUUACAUUUUAAGAAAUCAGCAAGUUCUUUCGCUUCUUAAUGCCAAGAUGAGUUCAGAUUUGGAGAGAAAAAGAAAAAUUGCCAAAAGGGAAGUAGAUGAAAGUAAGUUGUUAACAGAUGUAGAUCAUUUUCUGGGGAAUAAAAACUGUUUUGUGCCCGUAAAAGUAUCAGUUGAAAGGAAGGGUACACCUAAAAAUUUUUCAAUAAUUUGUAUUCCAACACAAGAAGAUUUAACUAAAUUCAAAGAAAACAAAAAGUGGUCAGGACCGUUGGAGUCUCUAAAAAAAGACCUCAAUGAGGAAAAAAGAAGAAAUUCGAGAAAAGAUCAUCAAGCACUUUUACGAAGACUAAGAAGACAAAGAGUUCGUGCUAAAAAGAAAAUGGCAUUUGCAAGUGCUAAUAUACCAGUGAAACAUAGUAAAGAAGUAGCUCAUUUGAAUAAAAUUCGUAAACUGGUAAAGAAAACGUUAGUAAACAAUAACAGAACUAUUAUUGACAAACAAGCACAAACAAUGGCAGACUUGUACUUGCCAAAGUGCACCAGUGUAAGACAUUCUUGUGAUAGGGAAGUAAUUGGGUACAUUACCCAAGGUGGAUUCUCAUUUUCUGAAGCCAAGGGAGUAGGUUUAGGGUAUGUUAUUCUUUCUUCUGUACUGAGCAUGAUAAAAGAAAAAUCAAAUAUUAUCCUUAUUAGGAAUACCAGCACAAGGAAGUACAGAGUUUGCAAAUUAGAAAUACUGAAUUAA